AUGUAUAAUAUGGAAUUACGGACAGACUACCGUCUUGUCGUCCGGAAAGAGGUCGAAAGGACUGUAACCGUCUACUGUGCCGGUGGCAACAAGCCACGGCCCUCGCAGGCUGCUGAGCGCUGGCAGUUCCCUGACACCUGGUUCCCUGCCGGUAGGUGCGCUUGCGCUCCCGCUAGGUACACAGUUGGUGGGCAUGGCUGCCCAGUCAUCUUUGUCUCUAUGGCCCCUGUUGGGGGUGUUGUUUUUGUUGUUGUUGCUGUUGCUGCUGUUGUUGUUGUUCUUGGUCAAAAACCUGGUCAUUUGCUGUGUGGACCAGGAGGUGUGGAGUGGAACGUCAAGGUGUGGGCCCGGCCGCGCCCUCCACCUGCUUCCUCCCCCGCCUCCGGUCUUCUUGACUGUGCCUCGUCGCCGGGCUCAGGUGGGAGAGGAGGAGAGAGUGCGGUAGAUGCUGCGCAACGUGUCAACGUGGAAAUCGUCGGAUGCAACGGUCGAACUGCCACGUCACGUCAGAAGGCUUGGCCCCCAGUUCUGGCUGAAUAG
This is a messenger RNA of Spirometra erinaceieuropaei, 540 nucleotides long. The record is from the annotation of a GenBank genome assembly. NCBI's taxonomy places the organism in Eukaryota, Metazoa, Platyhelminthes, Cestoda, Diphyllobothriidea, Diphyllobothriidae.